This is a messenger RNA of Schistosoma rodhaini, 2430 nucleotides long. The record is from the annotation of a GenBank genome assembly. NCBI's taxonomy places the organism in Eukaryota, Metazoa, Platyhelminthes, Trematoda, Strigeidida, Schistosomatidae.
AUGAUGACACUGGAUGCCUGGAAAUAUUCUUUGCUGUUUCUAUUGACAACCACCUACUACAAUACAAUAAUCUCAGCUUUAUUUUAUCAUGAGCAUGUGAUACCGUCAUCGGAAAAACGUUUAAUUAAACAAUUAAUUGAUAAUUAUGAAAAAGCUGGUAAAAUUGGACGUCCAGUAAAAAAUACAAAAGAUCGUGUAGUUGUUGGUUAUGGACUGUCAUUAUUUCAAUUAUUAGAUUUAGAUGAGAAAAAUCAAAUAUUAACAAUAAAUGUUUGGGCAAAAUAUACAUGGAUUGACCAGUUACUUCGUUGGGAUCCAGCUAAUUAUUCAAAUAUACGUGAAGUACGAAUUCCACCAAGUGUGAUAUGGACACCAGAUAUUGUACUUUAUAAUUAUGCUGAUGAACGUUUAAAAGAGAAACGUGAUGUUAUGUUAAAUGUUGAUUAUAUGGGUCGAGUAUUUUGGAGUCCACCAGCUAUAUUCAAAUCAAAUUGUCCAAUUGAUAUAAAGAAUUUUCCAUUUGAUUAUCAACAUUGUUUUUUAAAAUUUGCAUCAUGGACAUAUAACAGUGAACAAUUAGAUUUACAAUUUUUAGACAAUCGUACUGAAGUUGAUAUAGAUCAGUAUACAUCAAGUAAUGAAUGGUCACUUGUGGCUAGACCAGCAUAUCGUUUUGUUAUGUUAUCUGAUGAAUGCGGUAAAGAAAUACCAGAUUUAACAUUUUUCUUAUUCUUAAAACGUAAUCCUGCUUUCUAUGGAUAUUUAUUAGUUUUUCCAUGUGUAUUAUUGAGUGUGAUUACAACAGUGAUAUUUUGGCUACCUCCACAAAUACCAGCUAAAAUGAUUCUUAGUAUGAAUAUAUUUGUGGCAUUUUCAUUGUUAUUAAAAAUACUUGCUGUUUCUACACCAUCGGCUUCAACAAUAGUACCUUAUUUGGGUUACUUUUAUUGUUUAAAUAUGACACUGCUUAGUUUGUCGACAUUUGCUUCCACAAUUGUUGUCCAUUUACACUUUCAACGAGUAAAAUCAAAACACGUACCACCAUGGCUUAUAAAGGUGGUCAGAUUUUUCGCUACAUUGUUACAUGUUUCAAAAUUGGAACCACCUGCAGUGGCGGAUGCCAAUCAAAAAUUGAGUGCUGUUGAAGCACAAAUUAAAAAUGCCAAAAUGAAACAAAGUGUUAAAUCAGAAAACCUACUUGAUACGUGGUCAUCCAACCAACAAUUACCACCAUCAAAUCCGCAGUCAAAUUUGAUCCAUUCUGUUGGUGUAGAAACACAAUGGGAUUACAAUAAGAUUUCAUCUCCUGAAGAGUAUCUUUUAAACUCUAACGAAUUAUCUGUCCUACAAAAGCAACAACUUUCAAUGCUAUCAGAUGGUUCACGAAUAUCCUAUUGCACUGGUGUGAAUGGCUGCCAGUUUUCAAGUCAUCACUAUCCGAACCAAAACUAUCUACAACAUAAAAGUAUUCCAUGGGGUGAUUAUGCCAUGAAUCAGUCAAAGGAAUCUGGAACAGCUAAGAUACAUGAUAAAAUGCUUAAAAAAUUCCAACAAUCUAAACAACAAUCAAGAAGAUCUACAAUUAAACUUGAGUUCAAUUUAGGUGACUUAUGCAAUGCAUUAAAACAAUUGAUGCUAAAAAUAGCUAAAAAAGAUGAAAUAGCUCAACGUGAUCGUGAAUGGAGGAAAAGCAAAAGUCUAGAAUGUGGCGCAGUGCCCAGAUCAAAUGAAAGAAGUGACGCAUGUGAAAGACAUGAUGCAGUUAGCUCGUUUAACUGUGAACAACUACCUUCACCAAACGUUCCGAAAUCGCGUUGUGUACAAUUCGCUCCAUUGAACAACUGCUGUGAUAGUAUUAAUCGUCUUUCAGAUUCAGAUGAAGUUAUACCAAAGCCUAACAGACCUUCACAACACCGCACGCGUUUUCUUGACCCUCCGACAAAUAUUGAUAUACCAUCUACAUAUCACCCAGUACCGAAAUAUCCCUCUGAAGAUGAAUCCAAGAGAAAUCUUACUUAUACCGCCAUGGAUUUGAUAGAAAGGAGGAGAUUUCAGGAAUCAUUUUUACAUUUACAUGAAUUUUACCGCAAAAACUAUCCACUUGAUAGUGAACUGGUAAUUGAGUUAAGAACUUUGCGUGGAGUCUAUGAGCAUACAGGUGGUCAUAAUCUAGCUCUUAUGGCCGCUCUUGAAAAUACGCUUGAUGAAGCCUUGAAAGUGGAAAAAGAUAGAAGAUUAACGAUGCUGGACGACGUCAACAAGCCCAAUAAGCCUGAUUAUUUUUCACCUCAAUAUGAGAGAGAUUAUCGUUGGCAAGCAGCAAUACGAGCUUAUGAAAUUGAACAAGCUAAUAGAGAAUUUCGUUUAAUACAAUCAGAAUUAGAACGACUUAAAGCUUUACAAUCAGAAAGACGAAAUCAACAACAAUAA